Molecule: messenger RNA, 1667 nt
Organism: Xiphophorus couchianus (Monterrey platyfish)
Lineage: Eukaryota; Metazoa; Chordata; Actinopteri; Cyprinodontiformes; Poeciliidae
Product: histone H4
Exons: 1
Coding region: 1047-1358 (103 amino acids)
Cellular component (GO): nucleosome
Molecular function (GO): DNA binding; structural constituent of chromatin; protein heterodimerization activity
Source: RefSeq, a predicted model, not a curated record
AACCCAACGGCUCUUUUAAGAGCCACCCACUUCCGUCCGAAGAGCCAGAGUUUCUAAAAUCCACUCGAGUUGCAUGACAUAUCAUAUAAUAAAUUAAAAUCCAGUAAACAGCAGUCACCCUAGAAAGAGGCGACCAACUUUAAAGAGGAAUAAACAUGAAAUGCUAAAUGUUUCCCACAGCAAUGAAACGUUGCAGAUGAAAAGAUGUGCUGGAUUUCUUUGGGUCUCCAAUGAUCAAAUGUAGGAUUGUGCUCUGUGCUCGUCUAACUUCAACUGGUGGAGAAGCCUCUGGACCACCGGACGUUUCACCGGCCUGACAGGGAGGGAGUCCCACAGCAAACCUUCAGUUGGACCUGCGGUUCCGUUGCUCUGUGCGGCCUUCAGCAACCAGUCUGGCAACAUCCAGACUGGCAACACGGCCAGAUCCUUUACGGGGUUCCUAAAGCAGAAUUAAAGAAUCUGCUGCUUGUCAGGUUUUUGCAUGUAACAAACCUGAGGAGGAUGAGAGGAGAGGAAACCCAGAGUAGCAGCCUGAGCGUUAGAACUUCACUUUGGAUCAUCUUGGUUAUGCAUUUUUCUUUGUUUGCUCAUUUGAAAAACUAGCCACCAGUUUGCUGCUGCUGCUGCUGCUGCUGCUGCUGCUGCAAAGGUUGAUACAUGCAGUAAUUUUACUGGACAAUUCCUAAUAAUUUGGAGAAAGUUGUAACUGUUGGAUUGAUGAGAGAAAAUGUGAAAACAGACAACUUUGAUUGAUUGAUUGAUUGCGGUCAAAUGAAUUUUUGUUUUGUUUCCAUCUUUUAUUUCCACAUGAAGUGACGGGGAACCUUUGAGACGCUCCCACUCCACUACUUCCUAGUUUUGACGGUGUUUUAUUUUACAAUCCGGUUCUCCGAGCGGAAGUGCGUCCGCUGGUCGUUGGCAACUUGAGGCGGAAGUAGAAACGUGUCUGGCCGACUGUCUUCACUUAGGUCCGCGACAUGUAUUGAAAUCUGGACGCCCAGCCUUCCGCAGUCAGUGUCUCGUCGUCGACGCACAGCGAGAGAAUCAUGAGUGGCCGUGGAAAGGGAGGCAAGGGACUCGGGAAGGGCGGCGCCAAGCGGCACCGCAAAGUCCUCCGCGACAACAUCCAGGGCAUCACCAAGCCCGCCAUCCGCCGCCUGGCUCGCCGCGGCGGAGUCAAGCGCAUCUCCGGCCUGAUCUACGAGGAGACCCGCGGCGUGCUGAAGGUGUUCCUAGAGAACGUGAUCCGUGACGCCGUGACGUACACGGAGCACGCCAAGAGGAAGACGGUGACCGCCAUGGACGUGGUGUACGCCCUGAAGAGGCAGGGCCGAACCCUGUACGGCUUCGGAGGCUAAAUCCGGUCCGGUCCCAACCGAACCCAACAAACAACAACGGCUCUUUUAAGAGCCACCCACACUUCUCAAGACUCAUGCUUCCUGCUCCGACUAACUGUUGGACUCCUGAAACACGCAGACUGUGCUGAGACUAGAACACCGGGCUGCUCUGCGCUGGUUGCUGACACAUGUUGUUUUCUAAAUGGCUUUUUCUAACGUCCCAGGUUUUCCUUUCUCCUUCCCGGAGCCUUUCCCAGCUUCUCAUGAAAUUCUUGCCAAGUAAACUUUGUGCCGUAAACGUGUUCAAUAAACUCGCCUGACAUCAUCACA